AUGAUGGAUGGAGGAGGCCCUCAGCCACCAGUCACAGCUCUGGAAGUCUUGGACGGAUACACACACACACACACACACACACAUACACACACACGAAACCACUGUGGAACCCAGAAGCAGCAUCUGACCCCCUCCCCAAAGGAGCUGGGGCAGGUAGUGCUGGGUUAUUGGGUUAUUGACUGGGGCGGGGGCAAUGUCUGUAUGUUUUCAACUACUUCAGGGGGCCGAGGAAGCUUUGCUGAAGCAACCCAGGGUCACCCACGCCCACUUCCCACCUUGGGUCCCAGUUGGUCCUCUCCCAGGGUGGGAGGGCAGGUCUGCUUAGCCUGGGGCUGCCCUUAA
Messenger RNA from Rangifer tarandus platyrhynchus (Svalbard reindeer), 342 nucleotides. The record is from the annotation of a GenBank genome assembly. NCBI's taxonomy places the organism in Eukaryota, Metazoa, Chordata, Mammalia, Artiodactyla, Cervidae.